Anastrepha ludens (Mexican fruit fly) is the source of this 656-nucleotide messenger RNA. RefSeq names its product histone H4-like. Gene Ontology annotation, molecular function: DNA binding; protein heterodimerization activity; structural constituent of chromatin. Gene Ontology annotation, cellular component: nucleosome. The record is from RefSeq and is a predicted model, not a curated record. Lineage: Eukaryota; Metazoa; Arthropoda; Insecta; Diptera; Tephritidae. Bases 51 to 656 code for a protein of 201 amino acids. The transcript has 2 exons. Gene Ontology annotation, biological process: nucleosome assembly.
CAGUGUUAAAGUGUUAAAUUCUUACUUGUGCAAAUAGUAAAUAUCAAAAAAUGACUGGUCGCGGCAAAGGUGGUAAAGGUUUGGGAAAAGGUGGUGCCAAACGCCAUCGCAAAGUUUUACGUGAUAACAUCCAAGGUAUCACUAAACCAGCUAUUCGACGUUUAGCUCGUCGUGGUGGUGUAAAACGUAUAUCUGGUUUGAUAUAUGAAGAAACUCGUGGUGUUUUAAAAGUAUUUUUGGAGAAUGUUAUCCGUGAUGCAGUUACCUAUACUGAACAUGCCAAAAGGAAAACAGUUACAGCUAUGGAUGUUAUUCUUACUUGUGCAAAUAGUAAAUAUCAAAAAAUGACUGGUCGCGGCAAAGGUGGUAAAGGUUUGGGAAAAGGUGGUGCCAAACGCCAUCGCAAAGUUUUACGUGAUAACAUCCAAGGUAUCACUAAACCAGCUAUUCGACGUUUAGCUCGUCGUGGUGGUGUAAAACGUAUAUCUGGUUUGAUAUAUGAAGAAACUCGUGGUGUUUUAAAAGUAUUUUUGGAGAAUGUUAUCCGUGAUGCAGUUACCUAUACUGAACAUGCCAAAAGGAAAACAGUUACAGCUAUGGAUGUUGUGUACGCUUUAAAGAGACAAGGCCGUACUUUAUACGGUUUCGGCGGUUAA